CGUGCUAGUAUUGAUGUGACGGUUAAUGAUUAGUGUGAACUUUGUCUAUGAGGGAAAACAGUUUAAAGGUUGAUGACUGAUCCAACUCAGGACUAUACAUAUAUGCAGUAGCUGAGAGACUUUGGAUUGAGGCAUUCCAGUUGCGUUGGAGGAUAAAAGAUGGAAAGGGCAAUCCUGUGUUUGUUGAUCACGUCGCUGGCACUCUCCAGCUGUGGGGGUCAUAAAGAUGGAGAAUGGAUAUCCUCUACAGGUCGCGGCCAUGAGCAUGAAGGUGGCCAUAGGCAUAAACGUGACCUUGGGCAUGAACAUGGACACGGGCACAGACAUGGACAUGGGCAUGAACGUAGCCAUGGAGGUGGCCACAGACAUGGACCAAGCAAUAGUUCUAUCAAACUGUUUCGCCCAAACAGCAUGUUUGCCUUCCGUUUGUAUAAGCAACUUGUGUCCCAGGCUGAAUAUCAGAACGAGAAUGUCUUUUUCUCUCCGCUAAGUUUGUCAGUUGCAUUAGCGGCCUUAACCCUUGGGGCUAGAGGUGAAACCAACGAAGAGCUCUUUGAUGGGCUGGGAUUCAACCUCUCGCAUGUCACAGAGCAGGGGGUGCACGAGGGUUUUCGUGACAUCCUGCAAAACCUCAACCAGCAAGAAGAGAUUGACCUGAGAGCUGGAAGUGCGUUGUUCGUGAGUGAUGCCUUCAAGCCAAACGCAGAUUUUCUAGAACGCAUGAACACCUUCUACCUCUCUGAUGGCUUCACAACUAAUUUCAAAAAGACUACAGAGGCUGCUAAAAUCAUCAAUGACUAUGUGAAGACUAAGACCAAUGGGAAAAUUAGCAACUUGGUGGACCAGUUGGACCCUGGUACUGUGAUGUACCUUGUUAGCUACAUAUAUUUUAAAGGUAAAUGGGAUGUUCCUUUUAAUCCUGAAAUGACCCAAGAUGGAUUAUUUAAAGUGAAUGAGACAACCAGUGUACCAGUGAAGAUGAUGGCGAGGAAGCAUACCUACAGUCUGUACUAUGACCAGGAAAUAUCCACCACUGUUCUUCAGCUGUUUUACACCAAAUCAGUCUCCAUGAUGCUUCUGCUUCCUGAUAAAGAUCUGGCUGGCCUAGAGGAUGUUGUAUGCCCCGAACAUGUAGCGAAAUGGCAUAGAUGGACUAAGAAAAGGCAAGCCAUGGUGUCUAUUCCAAAGUUAUCCAUUGAAACAUCAUAUUCCCUCAGAAACAUUCUGAGUGAAAUGGGAAUGUCAAACAUAUUUAGCUAUAGUGCUAACUUUACUGGCAUUGCUAAUGAACCUAUUCUUGUGUCAGAGGUUGUACAGAAAGCCACUCUUGAUGUAGAUGAGACUGGGUCGACAGCAUCUGCAGCUACAGGAGUGGCUUUAAUGCCUUUGUCUUUUAGACCCUUUGAAACGAUCACAUUUGAUCGGCCAUUUAUGGUUUUGAUCUCCAACCAUGAGACAAUGAGCAUCUUGUUUUUGGGAAAAGUGGUCAACCCAGCGAAAAAAUAAAACUGCUCAUGGAUGUUGA
Clupea harengus (Atlantic herring) is the source of this 1525-nucleotide messenger RNA. Its product is annotated as serine protease inhibitor A3L-like. Gene Ontology annotation, molecular function: serine-type endopeptidase inhibitor activity. NCBI's taxonomy places the organism in Eukaryota, Metazoa, Chordata, Actinopteri, Clupeiformes, Clupeidae. The record is from RefSeq and is a predicted model, not a curated record.